GCAUCCCUUUCGCAAUACAGCCCUGGGUGGUCGCUGGGUGCUCAUGCACCUUCUUCCACAAUGGCAUCCACUCUGUCUUGCUUUCACUAUGUUUUGAUCACCCCCAAGGGCGGGGUCGCGACCUAGAGUUAGAUCGUGAUCGCGACGGCGUUGACUCACUACAGCGCCGAGGCUACCUCUGUGCCUAAGACUCGCAAUUGAACCACAUAAUCUUCUCUCCAUACCUUUUUGACCUGAUUAACUGUACUAGUUCCUUUCAUACCACUGAGCCAUGCCCUUCCAUCAAUUGGCCACGGAGCUAUUGCUCCAUAUAUUUCGCUCAUGCGAAUCUGUCACCGAUGUUAUGAACCUUGCAAUGACUUGUCGGCGACUUCAUACCGUCUUCCACCGGUCCAAUAAACUACAAAUACUCGUUGAUGUUGCGGAGUCUGAGCUGGGCCCUUUGGAUGAUAUCAUCCAGAUCGUCACGCAGAAUACCAGCCAACGUGCCCACCUCUUUCGUACCGCCCCUAUAACCGACUCCCUCCUUAAACAAAUAGUCCAGAUCGGGCACGUGGCCCAGAAGUGGGAAACCAUAUACCCGGUCAAGAAAUGGAAGACCGAUUAUGAGAAUCGUCGCUCGCUGGAUGACGACGAGCGGUUCCGUCUCCGCCGUGCAAUAUAUCGUCUUUGGCUGUACCACCGGGCCUUUCACACGGAGACUUAUAGUCGGUUUAGCCGCACCCUUCCACAUAUUGUUUCCGAGCGUGCCCAACUCUUGCACAACUGGUCCACAGCCGAGCUGGCCGAGAUUGAGGAUGUGCGUUUGAUCAUUGGUGAUAUUGUGCAGAACCACAUUUGUCCAAGCAACGGGACUAUCCAACGCAAAUUCCGCAAACGCUACCCGGAAAGUAACCAUCAACUGACGUUCAAUAUCCAUUUAAAUUACCCUUCGAGCAGUAGUCCCGCUGGUGCACCUAGUCUGUUUGAGAAGGAUCUCAAUCCAGCCGAGCAGUAUUUCCACACCGCGCACCCUAGCAACUUCACUGAAUCACCCGCCAAAUAUAAGUCACGGUUUCGGAACGAUUACUUUCAUGACCCUGGUUCUGAAGGAUGGGGUGACGAGAUCCCACAUUAUUAUGUCGUGCAGGACAUGCUGAAACUCGAUCCAGGCCAGGUGAUCUGGCUACGGGAGCAUGCACCUCUUAAAGAACAGGUGGAGACUUAUGUACGCUCCUUUGGGGACUGGUUCCGCGACAAUGGCGAGACCUUUGGCGAUACAUUGGAGUGGGUGAUGAAGGAGCGGGGCGAUGAUAUCGAUGAGUUUCGAGCUGCUAUUGCAGAACGGGAGGUUGGCGUGGUGUGGGAUUGAUACGAUGGAAUUGUGUCUGUCUGCUGUCAUAUUGCGUAGCAUAUCGAUUACUGUAGGAAAGCAUGUUAGUGUUACAAUAGUUAAUGUGAGAGAACUAUCAACUGUGCAAUGG
Messenger RNA from Aspergillus welwitschiae, 1463 nucleotides. Its product is annotated as F-box protein. Bases 272 to 1351 code for a protein of 359 amino acids. The record is from RefSeq and is a predicted model, not a curated record. Lineage: Eukaryota; Fungi; Ascomycota; Eurotiomycetes; Eurotiales; Aspergillaceae. Gene Ontology annotation, molecular function: protein binding. The transcript is spliced from 2 exons.